UGAUCAAAAUCAUGUGUUCAUCUAUUUGCGUAUCUCCGCCUUUUUUCGCCACACUCAUUUCUUCUUCUUUUUCAGGCAAUUUAAAACCUUCACUCUGUUUCUUUAGAAACAGUAACAGUUCUGUUAUACCCAAAUCCAAACACACCCUUUCUUUAUCUUUAUCAUUAUCUUUAUCUUCAAUGGCAUCUUCCACUUUUCAAGUCCAUGCUUCAUCCUCUACUGAUGCAGCAAGUGAAGAACUAGACAGUUCAUCUUCUUCCUAUGUUGGAGCAAGUGAUUUGCUGAUUGUUGGACCAGGUGUUCUUGGUCGCUUAGUUGCAGAAAAAUGGCGUGAGGAACAUCCAGGAUGCCAAAUUACUGGGGAGACGGUUACAACUGACCACCAUGAUGAACUUAUCAAAAUGGGGAUUACUCCAACUAUAAAGGGAGUUAAGAGGGACCAUAAAUUCCCUUUCGUGAUUUUCUGUGCCCCGCCUUCUAGGAGUUCAGACUAUGCUGGUGAAGUCGGGGCAGCUGCAUCACUCUGGAAUGGUGAAGGUUCUUUUCUGUUUACUUCAAGUUCAGCACCAUACGAUCGCUAUGACAAUGGAGAUUGUUAUGAGGACAGUCCUGUUGUACCAGUUGGGAAGAGUCCCAGGACGGAUAUUCUUUUAAAAGCAGAGAAGAGUGCUUUGGAUGCGGGUGGAUGUGUUGUUAGGUUGGCAGGACUCUACAAAGUAGAUAGAGGAAUGCACCUAUAUUACUUGCGAGUGGGAACUGUUGAAGCCAACCCAGAUCACCUUGUCAAUCUCAUCCAUUAUGAGGAUGCUGCCUCUCUUUCAGUUGCAAUUCUGAAAAAGAAACUUCGCGGUCGGUUAUUUUUGGGCUGCGACAAUCAUCCUGUAUCCAGACAAGAAGUGAUGGACUUGGUUGCUAAGAGUGGGAAGUUUGAGAAUACGUUUGUGGGCUUUACAGGCACAGAUGGUGUUCUAGGUAAAAAAUUGAACAACUCAAGGACACGGGAGGAGAUAGGAUGGGAGCCAAAAUAUACAAGCUUUGCUCAUUGUCUGGGGGUCGCCAGUUAACAUCACACAGUUUUUGUUUAUUUUUUCCCUGGGCAAUUUACCUGAAUGGUUGAAUCAACAGGGGGGGGGUGGAUAUUCUAUUUUUUGAUUAACGAUCACCGAUUAUGCAUACUUUUGUGCAACCAAAUUGUGCUAACAUCGGGAAGUAUGACUCCUUGAUAAAUAUUGUACUUUACAUUAACUCAGUAUUUACUCAUAUAUGACUUGUUUAGUGA
Erigeron canadensis is the source of this 1279-nucleotide messenger RNA. RefSeq lists its product as uncharacterized. The transcript is spliced from 9 exons. NCBI's taxonomy places the organism in Eukaryota, Viridiplantae, Streptophyta, Magnoliopsida, Asterales, Asteraceae. Bases 12 to 1064 code for a protein of 350 amino acids. The record is from RefSeq and is a predicted model, not a curated record.